AUGGGGGGCUUUGCGGAACAAGCUACCUCCAUUCUGGAGCAAAUGGCGAACAAGGUUGCCGUUGAAAUUAAGAACAUUGUCAUUUCCUCCAACAUUCAGCAAGAAUUUUUUACUUUCGACGAAGGAAACACUCUAAUUUCAUCGCAGGAUUUGUUGAUCCAUCAUAUUGAAGCAUUCAUGACAUUGCUGGUUCAAGAGGCUGCCAAUGACAUCUGCCAGCUUUUCUGCGAAUGUUCCUCUUUGCUGCGCUCGCAAGUAAGUCAUGGGGAGGCGCAGGUGGAGGAACUGAAGAAUAGGUUGGAUGUGGCAGAAAAGUCGCUGAGUAUGAUCUUGGAAAAUGCUUGUGCUGUCGUAGUGGAUACGGAGGCACAAGAGGGUGGAGGAGUGGCGGAAAUAUUGCAAUUAGAGACACAAAGCACAGCCAUGCCCGGAGAAGUCGAAAAGUCGGCCAUCCUUGAUGUAACACCAUAUGAGGACAUGCUAUUAGAACCAACACAGAUCAUCAUUGUUGACGAGAUGCCCUUAGGUUCUGACCAGCAGGAAACUAAAUCUGCCCCAGAUGACCACCACGUUGACGUAGACUUUGAGAGACUGGAAUAUGCCACCGAUGCCGACCAAACGAGCCAAACUAAAAGCAAAGAACCAGACGGCCAUCAGCUCAAUACUCUUCAGGUGCGGCCCCGACUUGAAAAGAAGUUCAUGUGCUCACUGUGCGGAUGCAGCUUCCCCCUCCAGCGUAGCCUCAACGCGCACAUGCGGCAGCACACAGGUCAGGGUCAGCACACAGGCAAGCGUGCUCACACAUGCAACACGUGUGGUAAGGGCUUCACACUCAGGCAGAUCCUGCUGGACCACCAACGAUUGCACAACGAUGAUCGACCUUACAAGUGCACGCAGUGCGACAAGAGCUUCUACCGAGUGAACGGCCUGAAGAUGCACAAACGCUUGCACGCCAUUCGGUGCGUACGCACCGGCGAGCACCGCUGCCACGUCUGUGAGAAGAAGUUCAGUCUCCAAAGCAACCUACGGCGCCACAUGCGCAUCCACACGGGUGAAAAACCUUACUGCUGCGACACGUGCGGGAAGAGUUUCAACCAAGCCGACACGCUGAAGAUUCACCAGCGGAUCCACACUGGGGAGCGGCCGUUCAUAUGCGAGACCUGCGGAAAGACUUUCAUCCAAAAGGGGACCCUCAAGGCACACACCGACGCCGCCUCACCUGCUUGUGUGGCAUGCGGCGCUGUGGCGGCUUGCGCCGAUGCAAUGCGCAUCCACAUUCAGACUCAUGCUGACGGCGUGCAGUGCGCCUGCAUGCUGUGUGGCCACUGGCUGACCACGGUGGCAGAGUUGCGCUCGCACCAGCAGGAGCACCAAACGGCGACUCGGGCACACGGCUGCACCAUGUGCGGGAAAAGAUUCAUGUCGGCGAGUUACUUGAAGAUACACCUCCGCCUGCACACUGGAGUCAAAAAGCCCUUCUCCUGCAACGUUUGUCUUCGCACAUUUUCACAGCUCAGCAGCCUCAAGUUGCACCAGGAAAUACACAUAGGUGAAAAGCCUUACUCUUGCGAUAAGUGCGGCAAGUCUUAUAGCGAUGUGAGCCUCUUGACGCGCCACAGGUGCAACAUCAAUGCUGAGAAGGGAACGGUCAUGGACGAGAAAGUGUACACUUGCGAAAUAUGCAACAAACACUUCAAGCAUGCCCCCAACUUGAUCCGCCACCGUCGAAUCCACACCGGCGAGAAGCCGUACGUCUGCAAAGUGUGCGGCCGCAGCUUCAACCAGAGCAACAGCCUCAAAGCCCACCAGCUGACCCACACAGGCCUCAAGAGGUUCAUCUGCGGGAGCUGCAACAAAGGCUUCAGUGACAAGAGAAACCUCAAAAGCCACAAAUGCAGCUAUUAUUUGACUGCCUGA
Nerophis lumbriciformis (worm pipefish) is the source of this 1917-nucleotide messenger RNA. NCBI's taxonomy places the organism in Eukaryota, Metazoa, Chordata, Actinopteri, Syngnathiformes, Syngnathidae. The record is from RefSeq and is a predicted model, not a curated record.